AUGGCUACACGACAAGCCAACAAUUACACCCGGCGCGAGAUCGAAGCUGCUGAGACGUUAGUCUCAUUCCACAACAAGAUCGUGGAAUUUGUUGGUCCUCGAGAUGCACCGGCCUCUCACCAACUGCACCCUGUCAUGGUGCCUCACCUUCCCGCGGGCGUCCAAUCUACAGGUCGACAACAGAUGCCCCCGCCGCCGCGGCCACCACCGUUUCCAGCGUCUCGACAAGUGAACAUGGCCAAGUGCCAUCCCAGAGACACGGCGGUCAGAUGUACGGACAAGCAUCGGCGCUGCCUUAGCCGGCUCCAAUCUCGCCUCUGCACCGAGUCCCGGUUCUGGGACAAGGAGCGCAGUACGGGCCGGGUCAAGGUCAGGGACCGGCCUUCACCUACAACCAUGGUCCAUAUGCGGCCAUGGCGGGGACAUUUCCUCCUGCUCCUCCCGCAGCGUCACCUGCACCACGUCAAGAGCGAGGUCCUGCAGCAGCGAGGCCUAGGGGAGCCCAGCCAGCAUACUCGUACCGCUGUUACAUGUGCGACCACACCAUCCAGACUCGGGUGGGGCCGAUGGUCAAUCACAUGGUCAACAAGCACGGUGUCGCCAGAGAGGACGUCGAUAGGGGCGCGACUCGAGGACACCAAGGUGCAGAUGCUGUGGUGA
Molecule: messenger RNA, 660 nt
Organism: Cladophialophora carrionii CBS 160.54
Lineage: Eukaryota; Fungi; Ascomycota; Eurotiomycetes; Chaetothyriales; Herpotrichiellaceae
Exons: 1
Coding region: 1-660 (219 amino acids)
Source: RefSeq, a predicted model, not a curated record